This is a messenger RNA of Salvelinus namaycush (lake trout), 376 nucleotides long. Its product is annotated as sodium/potassium-transporting ATPase subunit gamma-like. The transcript is spliced from 6 exons. Gene Ontology annotation, biological process: regulation of sodium ion transmembrane transporter activity. The annotation marks the transcript as partial. The record is from RefSeq and is a predicted model, not a curated record. Gene Ontology annotation, molecular function: sodium channel regulator activity. NCBI's taxonomy places the organism in Eukaryota, Metazoa, Chordata, Actinopteri, Salmoniformes, Salmonidae. Gene Ontology annotation, cellular component: membrane.
CUGGACUGCAGCUGGCUACAGAGACAGAAGGAGGCACACCUGAGAGGAUCUCACAUAGCCAGAGGAGCCUUCCAACACCACAGACACUCACACAGACCAGCCACCAUGUCCGCCGCCGGAGCUACCGAGUACGACCCUGAUGCAGAAUUUGUGUACGACUACCAGACUCUUCGUAUUGGAGGUCUGACAUUCGUUGCAGUCAUCUUGAUCCUGUCUGUUCUCCUGCUGGCCAGCAACAAAAUCCGCAGGUGUGGAAAGCCCAGGGAAAGAAAGGUUGAAGAGAAACCCCUAGCGUAGGACGGCUGGGCGCUUGUGUGUUGUUGACUGUAACGUGUGAGACUGCAUUCCUUUUUGUAUUGAUAAACUGUGGACCCAC